Molecule: messenger RNA, 1649 nt
Organism: Colias croceus (clouded yellow)
Lineage: Eukaryota; Metazoa; Arthropoda; Insecta; Lepidoptera; Pieridae
Product: glycerate kinase
Exons: 2
Coding region: 141-1580 (479 amino acids)
Biological process (GO): protein phosphorylation
Cellular component (GO): cytoplasm
Molecular function (GO): glycerate kinase activity
Source: RefSeq, a predicted model, not a curated record
GUUCACUUUACAUUUCACAGAUCUAUAGAGCAAUCAUUAUUUUUAUUAUAAUUAUAAUUUAUGUAUCACAUAGAACUGUAAUCAGUAAGAAUAAGUUUAGAGAUAAGUAAGGACCUACUUUGGCACUUUAAAAUAAAGCUAUGGCUAAACAUACAUUUGAACAUCUGCUUAAAAUAUUUCAAAGCAGUAUUACACCGGUUUUACCUGAAAACUUUAUUAGAAAGACUAUAAAUUACAACUCAGCCACAGAACAACUUAAAAUUUUUGGCUGUGACCAUCCAUUGAAAAAUAAAAAUUUAUAUGUAGUUGGAGCUGGAAAAGCUGUAAAAAAUAUGGCUUUGGAAGUAGAAAAGAUAUUUGGGUCUAAAAUAGAAAAUGGUAUAAUCAGUGUCCCUGUUGGGAGUAAAAGUGGUGAUAAUAAUAAAACGUUAUUAACCUAUUUGGAGGGUGCUAAAAAUAAUUUACCAGAUAAAGAAGCAGAAUAUACCAGCUUAAAAAUAAAAACUUUAAUUUCAACUCUUACUGAAAAGGAUUUUCUCUUAGUUUUACUAUCUGGUGGAGGAUCAGCUCUGCUCCCCUUGCCUAAAGAACCAAUAACAUUAGAAGAGAAAACAGAAUUAGUAAAAAAGUUAGCAAAUGCUGGGGCAGAUAUAAAAGAGUUAAAUACUGUGAGAAAAAGGAUAUCAGAUAUGAAAGGUGGACAGUUAGCGCUACAAGCUCAACCAGCUCAAGUUGUAACUUUAAUAUUAUCAGAUAUUGUAAAUGACCCACUAGAUCUUAUUGCAAGUGGACCCACUGUCAUAAAUGAAGACCCAAAAACAGCAGCUUUGGAUAUCAUACAUAAAUACAAUUUAUAUGAUCACCUUCCUGCUUCUAUUAGACAUGUAUUAGAAAAAAGUGAAGAUAGUCCAUCAUUUCCAGAUAAUGUACAAAAUUAUAUUAUUGGUUCAAAUAAAUUGAGUAUAGAAGCAGCCAAAUUACAAACAAAGAAUUUAGGAUAUGUUGCGUUAGACCUUUCACAUACUAUUACAGGGAAUGUGAAACAUGUAGCUAAAGAGUAUCUUAAAAUGACUGCACUGUUCUGUGAUUUCAUGAAUAAGAAAAUAGAAUGCCAAGCCCUAAAAUCUGGACUUGAUAAAAUUGAUUUACCUAUCUCUUAUGAUAACAUAGAUGAGCUGGAUGCCCAAAUUAACAAAGGUAUCUGCCUAAUCCUAGGUGGAGAAACAACUGUUGAAGUAAAAGGAUCAGGAAUAGGUGGUAGAAAUCAGCAGUUGGCUUUAGAAUUUUCGUCUUUACUACAUGACAAUAAGAAUCAUCUAAAUGCUGAUGUAUUUUUCUUAAGUGCCGGCACAGAUGGGAUUGAUGGGCCCACAGAUGCUGCAGGGGCUAUAGGGUACUUGAAUUUAGUAGCAGAGUCUAAACAAGAAAAUCUAGAUGUUGAUACUUAUGUAAAAAACAAUGACUCUUAUUCAUUCUAUAAACAGUUCAGAAAUGGAGAAUUACAUGUUAUUACAGGGCAUACAAACACAAAUGUCAUGGAUAUUCAUUUAAUCCUUAUAAAAAGUAAUAUUUCAUUAUAGUAGCUAAGUAUAUUUAUUUAUUUCUUAUGAAGAUGGUUUUAAAAAUAAAUUAAGUUUAUUGUUUUUAUC